Messenger RNA from Colias croceus (clouded yellow), 4568 nucleotides. RefSeq lists its product as uncharacterized. Gene Ontology annotation, biological process: superoxide metabolic process. Gene Ontology annotation, molecular function: metal ion binding. The transcript has 23 exons. The record is from RefSeq and is a predicted model, not a curated record. The coding region runs from base 94 to 4554 and encodes 1486 amino acids. Lineage: Eukaryota; Metazoa; Arthropoda; Insecta; Lepidoptera; Pieridae.
GCCUUUCACUUAAAUAUCAUGCUCUCUGAAUCAGUUGUCUAAAAUGUUAUACAGCAGUGUGUAUAUUGUGUAAAAUGUAUUAUAAAAUUAACAAUGUGUAACAAAUAUAGUCCUUUUAUACCAAAGUUAUUGUGUGUAUAUUUAAGUUUAUUGAACGUUUUAGGAACAAAUGCCUUCGUACUCCGUGCAUACAUUUCACAGCACGGACUUCACGGAGAGAUUGAGUUCUCCCAAAAAAAUGAGAGCCUUAUCAGUAUUAGAACAAACCUCAAACCAACUCUACAAUAUCCGGACGGAGUGUGGAGAUGGACAAUACACGAAUUCCCAGUAGAUUAUAGAGAUAUAUCCAAUGAAAGAUGCUCAGAAAUAAAUUUAGGAAAGGAACUUAUCGAUCUCACAGAAGAACUUGGAUAUCUUGUAAUACCUGGUAAAGAUCAUGCUGAAUUUGAAAGCAAAAACUCUCUUAUUGGUCCCAAUGGGCUAUGGGGUAAAAGUCUUGUAUUAGAAACUGCAGAAAAAGACAGAGUGAUUUGCGCUUCGAUAUUUAGUACUGAAAAUUUAUAUGAACAACACGCAUUCGCGAAAUUCACAGCACCCAUAGCUGGAACGUUACAUUUUAGAUGGAUCUCUUCUAAAGAUUACGAUGACACCGAUUCAUAUAUCCACGCCGACUUGUAUCAUGCGAAAGCUAUUAACGAAAAGGAGUAUACUAAGCAUAAGUGGAAGUUAUUUGUGACUGAUAUAUUCGAUGCAGACAAGGGUAAUCAUGAAGACAAUUGUGAUGUUUUACAAGCUGUUUUCGAUCCCGAGAAUAGUGGAGAUGGAAUGACUGUUGGUGAUUUGGAUAGCAGAUUGGGGUUAAUCAAAGUUUCGUCUGAUCCAAACGUACAGAGGACAAAGAAGCUAUAUAAGGAUGAAGUGUUGAAUAUUCUAAGAAGUGAUAUGGAAGUAACGAAACGGAGUUUAUAUGUAGUGAUAUAUGAUAAUCGACACACUGAGAGCUUCUUAGCGUGCGCCAAAUUGAGGACUAUGCUUCCUAAGAGUACUAAGGCAAUAAUAAACAUGGACGGUAUCAGAGGCGUUGUAGAGUUCACUCAAAGAUCUCCAUUCGAUCCUACCUGGGCCAACUUCCAAUUAGGAGCCUCAGAUCAAGAAUACGAGUCUAACCUUCGUUUCGUCAGCUCCAUAACACAAUAUAGUGUCAGGGAACUACCACCGAAGUUAUAUGAAGCCAAAUAUUGGGAAACUAUGUGCAAUACCACUGGAGGAGUUUACAACCCGAAUAACGUUGAUAUGAAGAGUGUUCCACCUGCAGGUUUAAGCACCCAAGACCACUACGCUAUCGGUGAUCUGCUAGGCAAAUACAAAGACAGAACUGAGUACUUGAAUCACAAAUAUCUACUUCCUGGUCUGGCGAAUGAGCUUAGUGGUUCGUACUGGGAUGUGUUCCUGCCUCUCAGUGGGAAGAAUAGUGUGAUGCAUCGCGCUCUUGUGGUUACUAGACGACCACCAAAACGAGAGCUCUGCGCUACCAUCCACUCCUAUGAAUAUGGUACGGACUAUCAGACACAGAUGAGUUCAGCUCAAGUGGUGUUCCGGUACCCUAUCGUUAGUCGGGUCAUCUUCAGGCAGCCGCUUGAGAUGCCGUGGGAAGAUACGACUGUCAUUGUUGAGAGUAUGAUCCACGCUGACGGUGCAAAUGUGAACAACACGCACGAACACCGUUGGGCGAUACACGAACACCCUCCCGGUAAGGAUUACUACAACUGGACAGCAAGAUGCCUGAGCGCUGGUAAGAUGUACGAUCCUCAUGGAGUUGAUACGGACACCAGGCACCCGGAACAGUACUGUAAAGUGGGGAUGGAAGGACUGUGCAGAUUGGGAGACUUUACGACCAGGCAUGGGUUACUGUCCGUAGCUGGUCGUAAACGAGACAGCGAAAGACUAACUAGAAGGCUGUUCACUGAUACCGUUGUAGGAUUGGCGGGAAAAUUCUCCAUUAUGAGGAAGUCUUUAGUUAUAUAUGAUGACCACGGACCAGUAGCGAGAGGAGAAAGGAUGGCGUGUGCUAUGGUGAAUGGUCUCCACCGCCGCAAAGCUGUAAUCCGCGACUGGUUCGGUAAUGGGAACGCUAUAUCUCUAACUGGGAAGUUCGAAUUAACCCAGCAGUCGGAAUACGAUAUUACCAACGUUCAGCUCUCGUUGGAGAACCUGCCUGAUGACGUCAAUAAUUAUAAGAUACAUCUUACUCCUAUCGAGAAAGAGCUUGAAUUUCCUUGCGAGAAAACAACUAUUUACGAUACUUAUAAUCCCUUCAAUGUUGAUAAGUCGCUGAGUCCGCCUCCUACUAAAGGUACCGCUGAUCAGUACGAGCUAGGUGAUUUAGGUACAAAAUAUGGUUUGAUGGAAGACGUAAAUAAAUUCACGGCUGUUUACAAUGAAACCCAGUUAUCUUUGUAUGGAGCUUACAGUAUUUUGGGACGUUCUGUUGCUAUUCACAAAACCGUUAGUCACACCCGCGACCGCCGCUGGGCCUGCUCCUCCAUAGAACGCGGCUACAGUCCUUCAGAAGCGCGUGAGAUUCGAGCUAUCGCUUCCUUCCACCACCCGGGCGGAUUCGCACAUGGGUACAUCCGUCUAACACAGUUGAUACACAAUGAUGGUAGUACUAGUGACACUACUGUGGAGGUGAAGCUGCGACAUCCUGGACUGUAUGAUCGGAAUUUGACGCACCACCACCGCUGGGAGAUAUUCGUGAACCCAGUAGGUGUGGACGCAGCCGUGAAGGUCACCAACACGCGCUGUGUGGCCGGCGGGUAUCGAUGGAACCCGUAUUUUACGCAGCUUGCUGACCCGCUUAAUCACGAUUUAUACAGUCAAGAGUGUGGCGCUGACAAUCCACUGCGAUGCGAUGUUGGGGACUUGACGGCAAGACUUGGGACUAUCAGUAUUGGCGGUGACCGUCAAAUGUUCGUGGACAGUAACUUUCCCCUAGAAGGCACAGUAUCAGCGAUGGGCAGAUCUAUCGUCAUACUCGGUCCAGAGAGAAGUAGCGAGAAAUUUGCGUGUGCAAACAUACAACCAGACAAGGAUAUCAUUAAAUAUGUGAAUAUUAUGAAGCCGCCCAGAUUUGUUCUGGGACAGUUCCUACAAGAGAUCCGUAGAGUAAUGGGCGUGCCAGAAUGGAUGGUUGGUGUCGACUCGCGUAAAACGAGGAUCUUGCAUGGCGGCGCGUGUAUACAGAUACUUCUGCACUUCCAGGGGCCUGACGCUAAUAGAUUGGAGCUGGAUUUUACCAGAUUGCUAGCGUCCGGUCGAUUGGAUUCUCCCAGUAUAUUCAUACCGGGUUUUAUAGACACCAAGAGGAAGAGAACCGUCUCCUACCGGCAGUGUGGCGUCACAGAUCCUAAUGAAAAACAGAAGCAGAGUAACGCGAAUUUGGAAGGGCCGUUCCUUUUCUUUGGCCCGAAGUCGCUUGAAAAGUUUAAGAGACCCGCAUUGAAAUUCUUGGAUCAAGAUGAGUUGAUGAAGAUAUACAGUGAGCAAGCGGCAAUAGUGGUCUUCAAUAACCAGGAUUCGUCGACCCUCUCUAGUGGUAACUUCCCGAGGCUUCGGAAGAUGCUGGAAGGUCAGACUGUGCUGGUUUUACCUCAAGACUUUUUGGAUGUGCACCCUGAUUAUAUAAGUAAUGAAACGCAGGUGCUUACUUUGCAAGGACCAUGGUCGGAAAGAGAUGCACAAAUGACAGAAACUUUUGACAGAUUACAAGAUAUCUACGGCGAAGGACGGGUUUUGGGUGUGCUAGGUAAUUCCGUAUCUCAGUCUCAACCAGUAGACUACGACAGCGAAUGGUCCAGAGUUCGACGUCAGGCUGAAGAUUCUUCCACUACUGUUACAGCUACUACUGAAGACGAAAAACCUGCUAAAAAUCUACCCAAAUAUGCACUGUAUAAUGCUACUGGUCCUCCUGGAAAAGCUGCUCUACUCUACUCUACUGGCUGGCCAGAACUCCGCUGGGAAGACGGCACUACCACCGUGCUAGAUACUCCAGUUGGAGAACCCACUGUGAAACCCACCAGGCUGUAUACCAUACUGGUGGUGCGAUUUGCUGAUGGUGACAAUACGAGGGAUAAAAUCACUCUAGAAUUCAGUUUCAAGCAAUCUGGUGGUUGGUGGACCGCAGUGGGUGUGGAAGUUAAGCGAGGACUUGCCACCAUUGGUCUGAAUUUGCAAGCCCCUGCCCCACCUGACGCACCAUCAGCUGUACUCGGCAAAGCAUACCACUGUUCCUUGCCUUUGGUCUAUUCUUCAGAAGAAGCGUCUUUGACUUUCCCUAAUAUACAGAUGCAACCAUUUAUGGAGAGUACGGAGAAAUUUUCGGAUGCUUUUGACUGCAUUGGAUUUACAUCUGUUCCUAUAUGGUCUGGCUUGAUGGUGUCGUUCAUCAUGCUUCUGGGUUUGUCUAUAUCCAUCACAAUGAUUAUGGAUAUCAAGACAAUGGACAAAUUUGAAACGACCAGAAGCAAACAGCUAACGAUCACAGUUUCUGAAUAAAUAUAUAAUUCUAA